This is a messenger RNA of Hevea brasiliensis (rubber tree), 887 nucleotides long. Its product is annotated as late embryogenesis abundant protein Lea14-A. The coding region runs from base 249 to 704 and encodes 151 amino acids. NCBI's taxonomy places the organism in Eukaryota, Viridiplantae, Streptophyta, Magnoliopsida, Malpighiales, Euphorbiaceae. The record is from RefSeq and is a predicted model, not a curated record. Gene Ontology annotation, biological process: response to desiccation. The transcript is spliced from 2 exons. Gene Ontology annotation, cellular component: cytosol.
CCAUCCCAUGUACCAUCUGCCUUGAAUUUGAAGCUGAAAAGAGACGGAUGAAAUUAAGUAUUACACAGAUCUUCUAAAACGGAGAAACCACGAGCUGUACACGAAGUUUCCCCACAUGUCACGAUCAAAGCACCUACCGAAGAAUCUUAUCAAAAUAAUAGCUAUAUAAGCAGUCCUUUAGCAAUCAAUCUUUCUAUAUUCUUUCUUCAUUUUGAUAUUUUGUCUUUCUUUCCUAUUCUGCAAUUACAAUGUCGCAGCUGGUGGACAAGGCGAAGAAUUUUGUGGCGGAGAAGGUAGCCAACAUAAAAAAGCCGGAGGCUACCGUCUCAGACGUGGAUCUGAGUAGCGUCCACCGUGAUCGCGUAGAAUAUAUUGCCAAGAUUUCUGUCAAUAAUCCAUACAGCCAUCCACUGCCCAUUUGUGAAGUCUCCUACACUCUCAAAAGCGAUGGCAGAGUGAUUGCAUCAGGGAAUAUGCCUGACCCUGGAUCACUGAAGGCAAGUGACAUAACAAUUCUGAAUGUGCCAGUGAAUGUGCCGCAUAGCAUACUAGUGAGCCUGGUGAGGGACAUUAGCAGAGACUGGGACAUAGACUAUGAAUUAGAAGUGGGUCUCACCAUUGACCUUCCUAUCAUUGGCAACUUCACCAUUCCCCUCUCUAGUAAAGGCGAGGUGAAGCUCCCCACCCUCUCUGAUUUCUUCUGAUACCCUCGCCUAUUCUGGCUUAUGCCUUCUUCUAUAUCUUGCUUUUGUUACCAAUCAAAGACCUUUCAUUACUAGUGUGAGAUAUGGUACUGUAAACUUGUGAAUGUUUAAACUCUGAAAGACCUGUUGUUGCUGUCUUCACACAGAUUUAUGUUUGAAUCAUUUUCUUCAUGAACGAAGAUA